Molecule: messenger RNA, 2370 nt
Organism: Ilex paraguariensis (yerba mate)
Lineage: Eukaryota; Viridiplantae; Streptophyta; Magnoliopsida; Aquifoliales; Aquifoliaceae
Source: the annotation of a GenBank genome assembly
ACACAACUCUUUUUCAAGUGUAGUUCAUCUCAACGCCGUAACGAGGGGAAGACUUGGCCCAACCGUCCAAACACACAACACCAAUUUUAAUUCCUCUAAAAAUUCCACCACCCCUUCUUCUCUCUCAUCUUUACUGUAACUCACAAACCCACACUAACCCAAACCCUUGAUCCACUCACUGUCACCGAUUGAAGAAGAAGAAGAAGAAGAAGAAGAAACAUAAACCCAGAAAUAGGAGCCAUAGAGAAGACCCAAUUGCAAUGUCAUGAUCUUAUUGUACUUCUAAUCACUGAGAUUUAUGUAUUUAUUUAUUUUUGAUUACAGAGCUAUCAGUUUGAUUUUGUGACAAUGAUGAAUACAACGACUAGUAAUAAUAGUAUGAUGUCCUCGUCGCCAACAUCGACCAACAACACGCAAUCACCUGGUCUUAAGACCUAUUUCAAGUCUCCGGAAGGCCGUUACAAGCUCCAGUACGAGAAGACACACCCUCCUGGUCUCCUUCAUUACGCCCAUGGCAAGACUGUCACUCAGGUGACCCUAGCUCAUCUCAGGGAUAAGCCAUCCCAGGCUGCACCGCCAUCAUCUUCAGGUAUGGGUGUUACGAGUGGUGUGAGAUCAGUGGCAGCAAGGUUCUUAGGUGGUGGGAAUGGAAGUAGGACGCUUAGUUUUGCUGGAGGGAAUGGUGGGAGUAAAUCUGUUAGUGGGAGUAAUAGAGUUGGAUCACUCGGAGCUUCAAGUUCAAAUAGUAUGAUGGGUAAUUCAAACUUUGAUGGGAAAGGGACAUACUUGCUAUUCAAUGCUGCAGAUGCGGUUUUGAUAUGUGAUUUGAAUUCGCAAGAUAAGGAUCCUAUCAAGUCCAUUCAUUUCAGUAAUUCAAAUCCUGUGUGCCAUGCAUUUGAUCCAGAUGCUAAGGAUGGGCAUGAUUUGCUUAUUGGUUUGAACUCUGGAGAUGUUUAUUCAGUGUCACUAAGACAACAAUUACAAGAUGUUGGGAAGAAGCUUGUUGGAGCACAGCAUUAUAACAAAGACGGUUCUGUUAAUAAUAGUCGUUGUACUAGUAUUGCAUGGGUGCCUAAUGGUGAUGGGACUUUCGUUGUUGCUCAUGCUGAUGGAAAUUUGUACGUAUAUGAAAAGAGCAAAGAUGGUUCAGCCGAUCCUUCGUUCCCUGUGAUCAAGGAUCAAACUCAAUUUUCUGUUGCACAUGCACGCUACAGUAAGAAUCCAGUUGCUAGAUGGCAUAUUUCUCAAGGUUCAAUUAAUACUAUUGGCUUUUCUUCUGAUGGAGCCUAUAUUGCCACUGGUGGAAGGGAUGGUUAUUUAAGAGUAUUUGACUACAAAAAUGAACAACUUAUAUGCGGUGGAAAAAGCUAUUAUGGUGCUCUUUUAUGUUGCGCUUGGAGCAUGGAUGGGAAGUACAUUUUGACUGGAGGUGAAGAUGAUCUAGUUCAAGUUUGGAGUAUGGAAGUUCGAAAAGUUGUAGCCUGGGGUGAGGGACACAAUUCAUGGGUCAGUGGAGUGGCAUUUGAUUCAUAUUGGUCAGCACCAACUUCAGAAAGCACGGGAGAAAAUAUAGUGUACAGAUUUGGUUCUGUUGGUCAGGACACACAAUUGCUUUUGUGGGACCUGGAAAUGGAUGAGAUUGUUGUGCCAAUGCGCCGCCCUCCUGGAGGGUCCCCUACUUUUGGUACUGGUAGUCAGUCAUCCCAUUGGGACAGUGCUUGCCCAGUUGGAACUCUGCAACCUGCUCCAAGCAUACGAGAUGUUCCGAAGCUCUCCCCACUGGUUUCUCAUCGAGUUCACACUGAACCUCUAUCUGGUUUGAUUUUUACUCAGGAAUCUGUCCUUACUGCCUGCAGAGAGGGGCACAUAAAAAUCUGGAUGAGACCAGGUUUUGCAGAAAACCAAUCCAGGAACUCAGAUUCUCUAUUGAGUACAAGUUUGAAGGAAAAGCCUUUAUUUUCAGGAAAAGUUGGCAUUGCCGGUUACAAGCAAUGACCUUGAUCAUGGUCAAAUGGCAGGCAAAACCUAGCACUUUUUCAUGGAGAUACAUUUUCACUUGCUGCUGGAUGGCCUCCUCAUAACUGACACUGUGUGAACAUUGUUUGUCUGUCCAGUGAGAUUAACACAAAAUGCCCAUUGUAUAGUCCGGAAUGAAAAUGCCGUUGUAGCACCAUGAAAUUGAAAAGGAGUACCUGCCCACUUUGUAAGUAUGAUAGGGCUGUCAGUAGGAUAUUGUUUUUGACUGCUGAGAAUAACAGAAGCAGUUUCUUUUGAAUUUUUUUUUAGUUCAUAGGUUUGUUUUCUGUGAUCAUUUUUGUCUGAUGGAAAUGCUUAGUUUGAGUUGUGACAUAUAAUUUAUACUGAGCUACC